Messenger RNA from Cotesia congregata, 1584 nucleotides. The record is from the annotation of a GenBank genome assembly. Lineage: Eukaryota; Metazoa; Arthropoda; Insecta; Hymenoptera; Braconidae.
AUGCCGCUCCCGAAGAGGCUGGUGGAGCCUGUUCACGUUGCCCGCGGCACGAUCCCAGAAGCUUUUCCCUUGCCAUCGGAGCUGGAGGCCGCGACGAAUGGGACCCUAGCCAACACUAUUAGACAGCUGUCAAGUUUAUCGCGACACGCCGAGGACCUGUUCGGGGAGCUGGCACGUGAAGCUCAUACAUUAAGUGAUCGAGCCAACUCUCUGCAAGCAAGAAUAGACAGACUCGCGGUUAAAGUUACCCAGCUGGACAGCAAUGUUGAGGAAGUUUCACUUCAAGACAUUCAUAUGAGAAAGGCAUUCAAGAGCUCGGUUGUAUUCGAUCAGCAAGUCGUUUCACGUGAUACUAUGCCCACGGCGAUGCGUGAGACUUAUCAAGCAUGUGAUACUCCUCCACCAUUAGAUAAACUCAAUGUUUACAGAGAGGACGGUAAGGAUGGAUUGAAAUUUUAUACUGAUCCAAAUUACUUCUUUGACUUGUGGAGUCAAGAAAUGCUUAAAGACACUGAGAAGAAAUUACAUGAUAGAGGGAAGAAGCCUCAUAGACCUCGGAAUGACGGUGGUAAUUCUGGUGGAGGAGGAAGACACAAGAAACGUGUAAGACAACCGCAUAAUACACGAGAGAGACAACGACAGCUUGCAGUUGGACAUGGAGAGUACAUCAUGCCAACUCAGGGUGUGCAAUACAGGACACCUCAUAAUAUUCCAGACGAAUCGCUUCUGGGGAUGGUGAUGACCGAGCCACGACCUCCGAGACCAAAUAGUAUUGAGCUUAGGCGAAGUUAUCCUCCAGAUGAACAGCAUUUCUCGCACUAUGCGCCUGGACAAGGGCAACCUGGCAGCGAGGCUUACCAAAGUCCUGGACCGGGUACACCAAGUCGCGGUGGAAGAUCGCGACCAUCUCAGCCGCCGCCGGCGCCACCAAGCAACGCUUCGAGCAAUUCAACGCCCACAGUGGCGUCAGCUAAUAACACCCCGACUCGUGGAAGGUCUAUGAGCACAGGAAGAGAUACUUUGCCACCUCCACCGCCGCCUCCUGGUGAAGUAAUGUCGCCACCGCCUAUAAACGGCACGAUACCGGCGCACCUGCUUAAUAGGAACGGUAGCCGUUCGAACAGUCCAUUACCGAGCCAUCAAUCGACACCGACUCCACCGAAUCACACUCUACCUGCUGGGAUCGAUGAGCCGGAUCCUGCGCCUCAGGAUCUACCUCCGCCUCCACCUACUCCAGAUCCAGCGCCAUCAAGGCCGAUAUCGCCGCCUUGCAACAUUCCACCGCCACCUCCUCCACCACCACCACCUCCUGUGCUUAAUGGACCCAUAUCAUGCGUACCUAUUAGCAACGGUGAUAUUGCUAAGAUAAUUGCCAAUAAUCCACCGAAAUUAAAGCCACUGAAGAGCAUAUUACGUAAGGUAGAAAAAAUUGAGCAGAAAGAAGUGGAGCGUGUAAACGCUUUGAACGACGUCGCGUCAAUAUUAGCUCGACGAGUUGCCGUUGAAUUCAGCGACAGCGAAUCUGCAUCAGAAAGUGAGUGCGAGAGCGACGGAUGGGGUGAACAAGACUCAAGUAUCGCGUGA